Molecule: messenger RNA, 909 nt
Organism: Racocetra fulgida
Lineage: Eukaryota; Fungi; Glomeromycota; Glomeromycetes; Diversisporales; Gigasporaceae
Source: the annotation of a GenBank genome assembly
AUGUUUUCCAAAUUUACCUUUUUAUCUUUCAUUUGUCCUUCUCUUUCAUGUAGGUUGUUGUUGGAUCGUAUCAGCCGGUAUGUGACUGACUCUUCUGAUUCUGAAAAAUCAAUUGAACUCUCGUCAGAGGCUUCAUCAGACUCUGAUGUAUCUUCGGCUCAACAAUCUAGAGCGUCAUCUAUCAUUCGUCAGAUAAAAAAACCCCGCGGGCGUAUUUCAAAUAAAAAAUCUUCUCCACCCACACCCGCAAAUAACAUUGUGAAUACCGUUCCCAUCCCUCAUGCUUCCGGGAAGGUUACGAAAAAGCGUGCUAGUAAACGUCCACUUAAUGCUAAAACUAUGAAAGUUCAACAUGUUGAAAAGGAUGAUGAUGGAAAAUACAAACUUCCUGUUCAAAUUGGUAUAUUGACCGUAUUGAAUCUUGGUACCGUCGUAUAUGAACGUGAUACUUUCCACAACGAAAGAUACAUUUGGCCUGUUGGUUAUGCUGACCAACCUGAUAAACCUAUCAUAGCGAAUACGGCGACCGGUGCAUGGACUUCGGUCGUUCGUGAAGCUAAUGCUAUUCGUCAUCGUGAUCACUCUAACUCCGCUUCAGGUCCUGACUAUUUUGGUUUCUCACAGGCAACUAUCAGAAAAAUGAUACAAGACUUACCUAAUGCUAACAAGUGUAAGAACUAUGUGGAGCAACAUUUUGAAGUCAUGAAGACGAGGAAUGGUGGUGGUAGACGUAGAGGCACUGGUGCUCGUACCAACACUAAUGGUAGAGCGAAUGGUGCCGUUGAGUCUCCGGUGUCCACCGCUCCUCAAAUAACUGAAGAAAAUGGUGUCGAAUCAAACAGUAGCAAUGGUGAUGUUGAUGUUGCUAUGUCUAAUUCUGGUGAUGGAGAAUCGGAAAGUGCGGAGUAA